AAAGAAAACCAAACUAGUUCCUCCACGAGCUUUGGAUGCUAACCGGUUUCGGCUUUUGUACACCCGUUUUGUUUUUUUCCUACAUAAUACAUUAUUAAAUGUUUGCAUCUGGUUACAUGUGCCAAAAAUCGUUUGAUUAUACAAGCCAGUUUUUGUCUUAUUUUUUAAUUUGCCGAAACAUCUUGAAUAUUGAUAGAAGCAAUUAGCGCCAUCGAACAAAGGGGGACGCCCCCGUGGCGAUUGAAAAGUGAGAGUUGAUGUAGAUCGGCCGAUCGCAAAGGCUGAGAUACACCCAACAGUUGAUCGUGAAGCGGCCUAGCUGGCAGACGUGUCCAUCUGCGAUCCCCAGAAGAAAACCAAUCGAAGAAUCAAAAAUGAAUUUGUCUGCUACGGUGCUAAUUGUGGCCCUCAUCUGUCUGGGGGCUGUGUCCGCGUUUCCCCAACUGAGGCAGCGAAACGAGAAGCAGGUCCAAACCGGAGAGGAUGAUUUGCCCUCCAAGGGCGCCACCAUUGAGGAAGUGGUGGUGGAAUCUGCCUUGUACAUCAAACCGAAGUCUAAUCCACAGGUGCGACGCGUCCGUUCUGUUCUGGAUCGAGAGUCGGGAGUCACCCACAAGCGGGUGAAGCGACAGAGAUUCGGAAAUCCUGGAUUCGGCAAUUCCGGCUUUGGAAACGGGUUCGGUGGUAAUCAAGGAUUCGGCGGUAAUCCAGGAUUCGGUGGUGAUCAAGGAUUCGGUGGUAAUCAAGAAUUCGGCAAUAAUCAAGGAUUCUGGGGUAAUCAAGGAUUUGGUGGUAAUCAAGGACUCGGUGGAAAUGUCCAGGCUGGCACAUCGGCCGGAGCUGGAGGAACCAAGGCGGGCGUCGAUGUUGGAGCGGGACCCGACGGCGGUAAUGCCAAUGCCAAUGUUCAGUUAAGUCCCCUGGGACCACUCGGACCUAGUGGCUAUAACCAGGAGCAGGCCGCCUCAAAUGGAGCUGCACACAAUAAUUACAACAAUGGAGCUAACUCCGGCUCCUCGGCGGCCAGUGGACAGGCGCAGGGCUUCCAAUCGCAGAGUGCCAAUGGAUCUUUUGGGGCCUCCUCCGCCAGCACGGCUACUCAGUCCCAGAACUCCGGUCCCUUUGGGUCCAAUAAUGCGGCAGGUGCCUCGUUGAGCCAGGUGUAUCAUCUCCCAAAUGGACAGACCAUAAACUUCAGCUCCACAAACAGCUUCGCCAACGGAGGAGCCAACCGGGGCAGUAGCCAUGGUUCGGCGGUUUCAGUGAGCCGUUAGGAGCAGAUUGCAUCCUACAGGGAAAUACCUCCAAAUUAAUCUAUUGGUCAGCAAUCCUAUGUGCAAAUGUCUAAAAUAUGCAAAUAAAUAUUUAUGAUUAAAAAAGUU
Drosophila rhopaloa is the source of this 1382-nucleotide messenger RNA. RefSeq lists its product as uncharacterized. The transcript has 2 exons. Bases 375 to 1274 code for a protein of 299 amino acids. The record is from RefSeq and is a predicted model, not a curated record. NCBI's taxonomy places the organism in Eukaryota, Metazoa, Arthropoda, Insecta, Diptera, Drosophilidae.